This is a messenger RNA of Aspergillus versicolor CBS 583.65, 616 nucleotides long. RefSeq lists its product as uncharacterized. The record is from RefSeq and is a predicted model, not a curated record. The transcript is spliced from 2 exons. Lineage: Eukaryota; Fungi; Ascomycota; Eurotiomycetes; Eurotiales; Aspergillaceae. Bases 73 to 510 code for a protein of 145 amino acids.
UCCUCAACAAGACCUUCAAUUCCCGCGAGAGCCUUAUGAGUCACGGUUUUAGUUACUGGUGAAAUAGCAGUGAUGCUGGACGUGCUGGGACACCGCCAGGGCGACAGCCAAAUUCUUGAAGCUAUUAUCCUAGUAGGCCCUGCGAUGGAGGUCAAGGAGUUUGACGAUGGCGAUGGCUUGAAGUCGACGCACUUCAGCUUCAAGCGAACAGGAACAGAACUGGUCUUUGAGAAUGAUAUCUUGGAAAUGAUCACGGUACGGACCCAACCGGACAGCCAGGAUGGGACCUCGAUCGACGGGCUGUAUCCACGACCGGCAGCGCUGGUAGAUGGACUGUCUGCUACCGCUAGCCGCGCCGAAGUCACGGCGUUCCUAGGCGAUCCGGAACUUGCUGGGCCGAAUUUCGAGCGGUACAAGGUCAACGGUCGGUAUCUGCAUUUCGAGUUUGAUAUGCACAGCCGAGUCACCAGAAUCUCCGCCCUACUUGAGCCCGUCGGAAUGGGGCCGUAGGGGCGUAAAAUGACCGAUGGUUACUAGGACAAGAAUAGACCAGGAGAUAUAGCCAAAGAAGCGGGGAGAAUCUCAGCCAUCGUGAGUUUGAGUUACACAGCACGAG